Argiope bruennichi is the source of this 923-nucleotide messenger RNA. RefSeq lists its product as uncharacterized. Lineage: Eukaryota; Metazoa; Arthropoda; Arachnida; Araneae; Araneidae. The record is from RefSeq and is a predicted model, not a curated record. Bases 67 to 504 code for a protein of 145 amino acids. The transcript has 2 exons.
GAAGCACCUGACUGCCAGAUCUGUUCACAAAGAAAAUUUACCGAGAUUGCCAUAUUUGGUAUCCAGAUGGUAUUGGAUGGACUGAACAAAGCCAUGAAAUGCUGGAUCAAAAACCCAAACCUGCCUCGAGACCAUCCCACGCUUAUGGAUAUCAAUGCAAAACGUGCUGACGCCAUCUCUCGGCUGGAGGAAGCGCAAGAAAUGCAAGAUGCGUCAAAUGUGGAGAAUCUCAUUCGACCAACAGUUGCACUAAACCCAAAGACACACCAGCCAAAUGUUGCCUGUGUGGUAGGCCCCACACGGCGAAUUACUCCCAAUGCCAAAAGAACUCAGCUAUGCGAAAAUCUUUCCAGGCCUCUCCAAAGGACGGCUGGAACAAUGCUACUGCUCUUUCCAGAGUUAAAGAAAAUUUCCCAUUGCAAUCGCCAGUCACUAACGAUAAAACAUCUAACGUAUAGCUCCAAAUUGAGCAAUCUCAAGAAAAUAGCCAGCCAAUCACAGUAAACCAAAUUACCAAUCUCAUCAACAACUUCCUCUGCCAAAUAUCUGCUAUCCUCAAGUCUGUUCCUGCUCCCAUUCAAUAACUCAAAAUUUAAUUCUCUCAACAUUGUGUCCUGCAACGCAGGUGGCAUCAGAAAUAAAUUUAAAGUGCUCAAAUAUUUCACCAUGAAUUGGGUACCAGACAUUAUUACUAUCCAAGAAACUCAUCUUCGUCCCUCGGACAACUUUAAAAUUCCAAACUACUCCAGCUACAGACUGCUACAGACUGACCGACCACGUUCCAAACUAUUCCAGCUACAGAUUGACCGACUCACUGACAAAGGUGGUGGUUCUGCUAUUCUUGUCAAAAACUCUAUUCCUCAUCAUCCUACCCCCAUUUUCUCUUCUAGUUUCGAGAACACUUCAAUUUCAAUAGAUCUCUC